Messenger RNA from Pteronotus mesoamericanus, 969 nucleotides. Its product is annotated as vomeronasal type-1 receptor 3-like. The record is from RefSeq and is a predicted model, not a curated record. The transcript has a single exon. Gene Ontology annotation, biological process: G protein-coupled receptor signaling pathway. Gene Ontology annotation, molecular function: pheromone receptor activity. Gene Ontology annotation, cellular component: membrane. NCBI's taxonomy places the organism in Eukaryota, Metazoa, Chordata, Mammalia, Chiroptera, Mormoopidae. The coding region runs from base 40 to 969 and encodes 309 amino acids.
CUGACCUUGUUUGGAAGACCUAAGAGAGACCGACAGACAAUGAUUUCCAAUGACACCCUUUUUGGGAUCUUCCUCACCAUUCAGACUGGUGUUGGUUUCAUGGGCAAUGCCUUGCUGUUUUCAUUAUACAUGUACACCUUCUUAAUUCUCCCUCGUCAGAAGAAGCCUGCCAAUGGGAUCCUUGCCCACCUGACUUUGGCUAAUGCCCUGACCCUCUUAUUCAGAGGGGUUCCAAAUAUAAUCUUUUCCUUUGGAAUUAGACCUGAGGUAGGUGAUAUUGGGUGUAAAAUGGUGCUCUUCAUCCAGAGAGUUACCCGAAAUAUUUCUCUGAACACAACCUCUCUCCAGAGUACAUUUCAGGCAGUGACUAUUGCUCCAAACAACUCUAAAUGGGCCUGGCUCAAGAAGAAAAUCUCUACACUCAUUCAACCCUCUUUAGUUUUCUUCUGGGUCAUCAACAUGGUCAUCUAUGCUGAGGUUAUCGUAAGAACUGUGGCCAAGAGGAAUAUCACUGAUGCUACAUGUGGGUAUUAUACUCAUUUUUGUAAAGUCACAUCAUGUGCACAUGAGGUAACAGUAACAUUCCUCAGUACAAUAUUCAUUCAGGAUUUGUUCUUUCUCUCUCUGAUGGCAUGCAAUAGUGUCUACAUGAUGACUGUUCUUUCCAGACACCACAAGACAGCUAAGCUCGUCCGCAGUAGCACCUCCUGUUCCCGAAGCUCCCCUGAACACAAAGCGACCCACGUUAUUCUCAUACUGGUUUGCUGCUUUAUUUCCUUUUACUGGACCAACAGCUUUCUUACUGCUUAUUCAGAGCUAGGAAAUAAGAGAAGUUGGCAGCUGGAGAACAUUAAUAACUUUAUUUCAUCAUGUUACCCAACCAUUUGUCCUUUUGUAUUGAUUAAGAACGAGAAUAGAAUUUCCAGAAUGAAUUUCUUCAGUACAAGGAGCAGAGUUUUUUCCCCUUAG